AUGGACAGACGCUCAUCACAGACCACACCGGUGAAGAAGGCCCUGGGAAAGUCACCCGCGGAUGGUGUCUGGAGUAAGCAGGAGUGUGCAGAGGUGUAUUCUGAUAUUACCUCUGUCAGCUCUAGCACAGAUGUGGGCAGCCCAGUCAGAAAAGUCCCAUUUGACAGUAUGGCCCUAGGCCUCAGCAGGCGUGGGAGAGCCUACCCAUCCCCAGCGCGCAGGCGCUAUCGCACCACCUUCAGUCACAAGCAGCUGGACCAGCUGGAGAUGGUGUUUGGACAGAACCACUACCCCGACAUCUACUGCCGUGAGGAACUAGCACGGCUCACCAAACUCAAUGAAGCACGCAUACAGGUAUGGUUCCAAAAUUGGCGUGCCAAAUACCGCAGGCAGGAGCGUGCGUCUCAAAAGGUCUUGCCAAUGGGCAUAAUGACAGGGCACGGUGCACUGUUGGGCAGCAUGUGUGUUCAGUCCACAGGGAUGACCUGUCAGUACUACCCUCACUCCCUGGCUCACCAUAUCCCCUGGUUCCCAUCUAUGCUGCCCCAGGUGGUUACUCCCACUCCCACCACACAAGGCUCAACCAGCCAGUGUCACUAUCCUACAGUCCCACUACAGCCACAACCCCCCCGCCAGCAUGAGGAGUGGUACAGCCCGCUACGGAACAUUGGAGCCCCACCCAGCAACACCUGUGUAUGA
Molecule: messenger RNA, 699 nt
Organism: Salvelinus namaycush (lake trout)
Lineage: Eukaryota; Metazoa; Chordata; Actinopteri; Salmoniformes; Salmonidae
Product: homeobox protein prophet of Pit-1-like
Exons: 4
Coding region: 1-699 (232 amino acids)
Biological process (GO): regulation of transcription by RNA polymerase II
Molecular function (GO): RNA polymerase II transcription regulatory region sequence-specific DNA binding; DNA-binding transcription factor activity, RNA polymerase II-specific
Source: RefSeq, a predicted model, not a curated record